AUGAAGUGCAUUGUAAGUUUGCUGCAUAUUGCCGACGCUUUAAAAAUAAACAUGGAGGAGGGGAUGUAUCAGCAGCCGAAAAUGGAGGAUUAUCCGCCAAAAUUGGAAGAUUAUCCUCCUAAAAUGGAGGAAUAUCCACCGAAGAUCGAGGGCCACUUCCUCGAACCGAAUCCAGAUGAGCAAUAUCCACAAGGAAGCUUGCCAGAGAACUAUUCUUUGCCCAAAGUAGAAGAAGUUGGGUUUGAAUCCCAGCCCAUUCCCGAACAAAUGAUCCCCCGACCUGGUCCCCAACCGAACAGACCGCCAACCAAAUUCAUAUCUGUGACCAGUGAAGCCCUGACCGAAGAGCAACGAGCAAUGUACGAAUCAGUCCUAUCUACCUGGAAACCUAUAAUGUUCCCAAAGAGAACUAAACGGUACAUUUGUCAGAAAUGCAACAAGGAGUUCAAGAAUUACCAAAACCUCUACCUUCACACAACUAGAGUGCAUUCCUCUGAAGAGUCCGCAGUGAUCUGUGACAUCUGCGAUAAAACAUUCAAAAACAAACACUAUCUGUACAUGCAUAGGAUGAACAAGCAUUAUUCGGAAUCUGAGAAAUGCUAUUGCCAAUUCUGCCUACAAGAGUUCCGUACGCGACGGGCUCUGCACAUGCACGUGAAGCGCAUUCACCCCAACACGCUGCCCGAAAUUAAAUGCCCUGAAUGUGGCAAAGAGUUCGCAGUCCCAUACAAACUGAGAUACCAUAUCGAAAACUGUCACAGACCAGACAAAGACAAGUACAAGUGUCCAAUCUGCCAAAAAUUGUACAAAAGUCAUUUAAAUCUAAACAGACACUUGCAUUUCCAGCACUCUCAAGUCGAGAGACACCCCUGUGUUUUCUGUCCCAUGACGUUUAAAUCCCGACAUCACAUGAAACGCCAUAUUCUAAACAUCCACCCGCCAUUGGAAUCCAAAGUGACUUGCCCCGAAUGUCUCAAGGAGUUCAAAAACGACCAAUACUUGAAAGAGCACAUGCAAGUGCACACUGCCUUCGAGAAAAAGGUCAAGUGUGAACUGUGCGAUAAGUUCUUCCAUUCGGCCGUACGUUUGAAGAAGCAUAAAAAGAUCGUGCAUCCCAACAAGCCGAAGAUUCGUUGCGAGAAGUGCGACAAGGAGUUUGCCCACGCCCAUUAUUUGCGACGUCACAACAACUCAGUGCACGUCGAAGUGGACGAAAGCCAGUACCAGCACGAAUGUGACCAAUGCGGCAAGAAAUUUAAAAUCAAGCGAUAUCUGAACAACCAUCUGCAACGACAUGAACAACAGCAUUUGAAGCGUAUAUCCCAAAUGGUGAAAACUGUCAUGGAUGACGGCGAAGCUCCGGAGAAGGCGACGAAGAAGCGGGGAAGGCCCCGAAAAGCUAGGAAGGAGAUCGAAUUCAUCAAAUGCGAACCGGUUUCCAGUUCGGAGUCAGGAGAAUCUGAGUCGGCCGAGUCCGAAUCAGAUUCUGAU
Messenger RNA from Brenthis ino (lesser marbled fritillary), 1491 nucleotides. Lineage: Eukaryota; Metazoa; Arthropoda; Insecta; Lepidoptera; Nymphalidae. The record is from the annotation of a GenBank genome assembly.